Paecilomyces variotii is the source of this 2067-nucleotide messenger RNA. RefSeq names its product putative MFS alpha-glucoside transporter. Gene Ontology annotation, cellular component: membrane. The transcript has 4 exons. Gene Ontology annotation, molecular function: carbohydrate:proton symporter activity. Gene Ontology annotation, biological process: transmembrane transport; carbohydrate transport. The coding region runs from base 395 to 1963 and encodes 522 amino acids. The record is from RefSeq and is a predicted model, not a curated record. Lineage: Eukaryota; Fungi; Ascomycota; Eurotiomycetes; Eurotiales; Thermoascaceae.
GGGCUUGCCUGGCACCAGCUUAGGCUCUGUAAGUGCCGGGAAGGGAGAAAAACUAUCACGGAGUAUCCGCAGUUCCUGGUUGUGUUCAUGUCGCUAGCCUUGGACCCUGCUCCUGGCACCUGUUCCAGAUCCCCUGAACUUGAUGGAGUGCCAUGAGUGUGCUCAGAGACUACUACUACUGAAUGUCCACUGCGCAUUAUUAACCAUAUCACACUCAUCUGCUGCGGGCUGCGAAGCUCUCUGUGGAAGUUCCGACCAUCAUCCGUGAGGAUGGUUACUUCCGCCGUCUACACUUCACUUUGAGGCAGACUGCCCAGGAGCAGGACUAUUCCUGUCUUUUGCGCUCUGGAACUGUGUGAAUCUUUCACCAGCGAUACGAUAUCGGCAACUGACGAUGAGGUUCAUUUCGGGGCAGAAGCCCCAAAACGCGAUCGUCGAAACGCGCCAGGAGAUCCCCAUCGAUCAGCUCUCCGGCAAAGAAGCUGUGGCCGACAAUAACGAAGAGGAACGUCAACUGUCGCUCUGGUAUGUGCUUCUACAUCAUAAAGCACUCGUCUGGUGGUGUUUCUUCUUCGCUGUAAGCGCGAUCGGAUGGGGCUUCGAUGCACAGGUGAAUAGCGCCGUUAUCUCGGUGCCCGCAUUCCGCACACAGUUCGGUUAUCUGCACCAUGGCAAGCAGAUAAUCCCUGCGCCAUGGGUGAGCGCGUUCAACAUGAUCUCCUCCAUCGGCCAAUUCUUUGGCGGCUUCCUCUGCAGCAGCGUCGUGGACCGUAUCGGCCGACGGCGGGGGCUAGCGAUCGGCAUGGUCAUCUCGUGUGGAGGCAUCCUGGGCGAGGUCUUCUCCACUCAUCGUGUCGCCUUUCUCGUCAGCAAAUGGAUUGUAGGCGUCGGUCUUGGCUUCUACUUGACCAUCGGCCCGCUGUACUGCUCCGAGGUCUCACCCGUCGUCCUGCGUGGCAUUACCACUGCAGGGGUGAAUCUGGGCAUCGUUGUCGGUCAAUUGUUAUCGAAUGCUGCCAUUAGAGGCUUUGGCUGUCGGGACGAUAGUUGGGCCUACCGGGGCCCCUUUGCCAUUCAGCUGUUCUUCAUUGCUUUCUUUGUUUUUGGUCUUCCGUUCUCUGUAGAAUCGCCAUGGUAUCUGGUGCGUCGCAACGAUAUCGACGGUGCUCGCCGCGCAUUGCAAAGGCUAUAUGGCAAAAACACAGAUGUCGAGACUAAGCUGAAGGCCAUGCUGAGCAGCACUGCUGAUGAAGCGACUCUCCAGAAACCGAGAUGGGUGGACUGUUUUCGUGGCACUGACUGUCUCAGGACCUUCAUUUCCAUUGGGGUCUUUAUCUGCCAGCAACUCAGCGGCAUUAUCUUCGUUAUGGGGUUUUCGACGUAUCUAUUCCAGCUUGCUGGCGUGGCGGUGUACAGCUCUUUUGAUUUGGGAAUCGGGGUCACUGCCUGCGGCGUGAUGGGAACCAUUGUCUCCUGGUUCGUGGUCAACUCCUGUGGGAGGCGAAAAAUCUUCCUAGCCGGGAUGGUGGGACUUACGGUAUGUCUCCUCUUGAUCGGAAUAUUGGAUGUGGUCCCCACGCGGGCAGCGGGUUGGAUGCAGGCAUCUUUUACGGUCGUCUACGCGCUCAUAUACCAAGCCACCAUUGGAUCAGUUGCAUUCGUGCUUCUUGGUGAAGUCUCAUCCACGAGACUACGAGCGAAGACUACCGCUCUUGCUACAGCGACACAGUCCGCUUUCGGAAUUGCGAUGAACGUUGCUGUUCCAUAUAUGGUCAAUCCCGAUGCGGGGAAUAUGAAUGGGAAGGUAGGGUUUGUCUUUGGGGGUCUGGCGCUGGCAUGCACAGUCGUUUCUUACUUCUACAUACCGGAGUUAAAGGGGCGCACCUUCGACGAAAUCGAUACACUGUUUGUCAACCGUGUUUCGCCGAGAAGGAUGGGUCAUUAUCUGAUCAACCACUACUGAUUGUACUACUUCUUAUGACAUAGAUUCAGGGCCGUGUAUCUUUACUACAUGGAUUUUAAUAACUAAUCCUCUAAACCAAUGAAAGAGUGUGGUUUCCUCAAGAA